CCAACGUGCCCCCAAAGCCCCCACGAUGUCCGACUUCAUCGCUCAGCCCCGGAGGAAGGAAUCUCGCAAAGGCUCGAGACAGGAUAAGCCCUACAGUAUGCAUGACAACCGGUGGGAACAGCCUGAGGAAGAGAAACAGGAAAAGCAGGACAAAGUGAAAGACUCGGAGCCUGUGAGUGUGGAGACCGAGGACCAGGAUGAUGAUCAGUGGGAAGAUGCCAGCGAUGAAGAGGAGGAGGAGGAGGAGGAGGAGGAGGAGAAGGAACGGGGCGCAGACUUGCCCGAACCGGCGGAAAUCCAGCCCAAGCCCCUCAGUCCCUUCUCCCCCGACGAGGGGUACCGGCCGGUCACCGACUGGGCCGAGGAGAUGGAGGUGGCUUCCCCGAGAGCCAACGUCCAGGACCACCCUUUGCCGGGCUCGCCCGCCGUCGCCCGCCUCCAAGAGGAUGCCCACAGAGAGGACACGGAGACUGGAGAGGACGAGAAGCCGGAGAGUGAGACUGUCGAUGGGGCUCAACCAGACCUCGAGAGCCCGACACAGCAAGAGCCCAGGAGCUUGUCGGCGGAGACAUUGCCAACAGCCUCAGAGCGGGUGGGGAGCGGGGGCGCGACCAGUUCUGCCCCCAGCGAUGCCCCCGCCGAGCGAGGGGCGAACCUGGCGGAGGAGAGCGGCCAAGCCCUCGCUGGGUCAGACCCACAGUCGCCAGAGGGGAGCGAAACCCUUCGAGGAGCUGAGGAACAAGGAGACGAGGCUUCAGUUGACCCGCGCGUCUCGGCGUCAGCCCUGGACGGUCGGAGCUCGGGACGUCCCGAGGAGAGCGAGAGAGUGGCAUCAGGUGCAGUUCACAUUCACCGGCUCCGAGACUGUCUGCUUCCGGUGAAAUAAACCGAGAGAGAUUGCGUCGUCCGUGUGUUCCGGAGAAAAAAAGGGUUCUCAUCACAAGG
Molecule: messenger RNA, 945 nt
Organism: Callorhinchus milii (elephant shark)
Lineage: Eukaryota; Metazoa; Chordata; Chondrichthyes; Chimaeriformes; Callorhinchidae
Product: histone H3.v1-like
Exons: 7
Coding region: 26-886 (286 amino acids)
Source: RefSeq, a predicted model, not a curated record